AGCUCAAAGUGUUCGCAGUUUCGGCAGGAUUAUGAAUCUUCGUGCCCCGUACAGUGGAUUAAACAUUUUGAUAGGAAAAGAGAUUAUUUAAAAUUCAAAGAAAAAAUUGAGAAGGAUGGACAUGAAGAUUUGGACGUCCGAGCACAUCUUCAAUCAUCCGUGGGAGAAGGUCGUCGAAGCAGCUUGGCGGAAGUAUCCAAACCCCAUGAAUCCUGCUGUGAUUGGUAUAGAUGUAGUUGACCGCAAAGUAAGCGAAGGAGUUUUACUUACAAAACGUCUUAUAACGUCCAAGUGGGGUCUGCCCUCCUGGGCGCAAACGAUCCUUGGAGGAACCAACAUUUUUUAUGCCAAGGAGUGCUCUUCAGUUGAUCCGAAAGCGAGGAUCAUGGAAAUGAAGACUCAUAAUUUAACGGCUGGCUCCAUAAUUGCAAUAGAUGAAACUCUCAGCUAUGAGCCUCAUCCAGAAGACCCGGGAAAAACGAAACUUAAACAAGAAGCUGUGGUGACAGUCAAAGGGAUUCCGUUGAGUAGUUAUUUUGAAGGACUGGUCACAACAAAUAUCUCUCACAAUGCCAAUAAAGGGAGACAAGCCAUUGAGUGGGUCAUUGAAAAAAUUGAAACAGAGGUGGAAGAUCUAAAAACUACCGCAAUAAAAUCUAUUGAUGAAAUCACGUUAAACGCUAAGAAAUCCAUGGAUGAUUUAUCUUCCGCUGCUAAGAAAUCCUUUGAAGAUUUUCAAAUAGGAAGUACACCAUCGAGUAAAAAGUGUCCCUAACGAAAGGAAUAAAUCUGAAGAAUGAUCUGCUCUCAAAAUUUUGGUUCCAAGUCAACCAACAAUUGAAUUCAUUUCCAAGUGAACUGUAGAAUUCAAAUUUUUGAAAAUAAUUUAAUGAUGAAGUUUCAAAGAUACAAUGACCAGCUUAAAGAGCAGAAUUUCAUACUUCAGAGACUUUUGAUAAGUUUGUCAAAGACUGAUGUUCUUGGUAUUGCCAUGUUAAAUUUAAGUAAUGAAUUUAAGACUCCUGGAAUGGUUCACAAUCUUUUAUUAGGCAAAACACAAUCCCAGGAAAAUUUCGUCUGGAAUACAACUUUUCUAAAGUUACCAAUCUAGUCCACUUCCAAAUAUCACCUUUUUCGUGUAAAUUUGUUAUUUUAGUUUUCAUAGGCAGUAAUUAGAUAAAAUAAAAAUAAAAUAAAAAAGUCAAUAAUUUUUUUUUCUGAAAUAUGCUCCAGAGGAGCAUGUAACAACAAACGAUUCAGCAUUUUCAGUCUUUAAUCCGUGGGUAUUGGUGGCAACUUGAAGAAAGAGAAAGAAUUGAAAAGGAGCUCACUUAAAUAUUGAAAUUGCCCAAAUUAAUAUGUUCUCAUAUUACACUCUGAGUUUUACUUUCUGUGUGCCCAUCAAGCUUUUUAGGUGAUAUGAUUAAAAUCUGAGCAUUUUAAGCUGUGUUUGGAUUUGAGGCAUUGAAGCCUCUAAUCUUUUUUUUUUUUUUUUUUUUUUUUUUUUUUUUUUUUUUUUUUUUUGUAUUUAUUCGAAUAGUUAUAGAACUUACCUUUAGUGAUGACAAGCCUCCUCUCCAGUUAUCUAUUCAUUCUUUUUUUAAUGUAGGGGUUUCACUAUAAACGUUUUUUGACCUAUUUUAAUCUUGUUGGAUAUUCAAAAUUUUCUGUGAUCUUCUGUAUCAUAUAAGUACUCUGAAGUUUAGCGUUGAUUUCCCCUAGAAAAUUUCUCCCUGGAAGAGUGCAAAUAAUAGGGUUAAACAGGUACAGAAAUACUCUUCCAAUGAUGUUCAUUUAUUGUUUGCUUGUCUCUAUGCUCUUGUAAAUUUUGGUUUAGAAUUGGACGCAGGAAUAAACUUCACGGCACUCAAAGCCAAGUGCAGUUGUAAAUUAUUCCUCUGAAUUCUAUUGAAUUCAUGAUUCGAAUUGUUUAAAAUGAUUUAACUUAAUUGAAUAUGGAAUUCAAUUCCAAUGCUGCCAUUUAGUCUCAAAUAUUGGUAUAUAACCAAUGCAUUUCUAUGAACAAAAUUGAGUUUUUUUUUCACAAAUUCUUUCUCGUUUUUUAAUGGCAUUUAAUAAAUUUACAUAUCACGCAAUUUUUUUGUAGUUUACACUCAAGAAAACAAACAUUCCAUAACACUUGGAAAUCAAUUUUGGUAAGACAGAUAAGUGAAGAACGAGCUUUAGAAGUUCUCAAAAGGUCACUCAGUACCGCAUCAUAAGAAUAUUUUUAUGCAGUGUGAGAUUUUGCAUGAAAAAGUACACCUUCCUUAAAGUGGCAAUGUAUUUUGUUGUUAAAAAGUAGGUCUCACCCAUAGACUUAAGAGUAAAUGUUCGUCAAAAAAGCAGAAAUAUUGAGGCUAAGAACAUCUUUAAUUUCCAAUUGUGAAAAACAUACAGCGCCCAUAUACUUCUUUUUUGUAACCUGUCAUGAGAAAUUAAUUUCUAAAAGAAGAAAUUUUAAUUUUACCAAUAGUUUUUUAAAGUACGUUUCCAUCGAUGCCAAAAUUGCUUGAGCCAUUCGACAAGUGUUUUGUAUAUAAUCCUUCAAAUUGCUGUAUUUGCUUUUGUCAAUUUUGUUUCUUUUGAUUUUAAAAAUCUCCUUAGGUUGUAAACCACUAAUUUUUGUCUUCUAUGUUUAAUAUUUUGACUAAAACGAAUACUAAUAUUUAUGGUUUCUCAA
Bemisia tabaci is the source of this 2683-nucleotide messenger RNA. Its product is annotated as PRELI domain containing protein 3B-like. The record is from RefSeq and is a predicted model, not a curated record. Gene Ontology annotation, cellular component: mitochondrial intermembrane space. Lineage: Eukaryota; Metazoa; Arthropoda; Insecta; Hemiptera; Aleyrodidae.